Perognathus longimembris pacificus (Pacific pocket mouse) is the source of this 706-nucleotide messenger RNA. RefSeq names its product mitochondrial ribosomal protein L53 (gene Mrpl53). Lineage: Eukaryota; Metazoa; Chordata; Mammalia; Rodentia; Heteromyidae. Gene Ontology annotation, cellular component: mitochondrial large ribosomal subunit. Bases 36 to 374 code for a protein of 112 amino acids. The record is from RefSeq and is a predicted model, not a curated record. The transcript is spliced from 3 exons.
CCGCCCGCGCGUGUCCUUCCGGGGCGGAGGUCAUCAUGGCAGCCGCCAUGGCUCGGCUUGGGCUGCGGUCCGUCAAGCAGGUUCGGGUUCAGUUCUGCCCCUUCGAGAAGAACGUGGAGUCGACGAGGGCCUUUCUGCAGGCGGUGAGCAGCGAGCGGGUCCGCUCCACCAACCUCAACUGCGCGGUGACGGCGGACGUGCGGCACGACGGCUCCGAGCCCUGCGUGGACGUGCUGUUCGGAGACGGGCAUCGCCUCAUCAUGCGUGGCGCCCACCUCACCGCUCAGGAAAUGUUCACGGCCUUCGCCUCCCACGUCCAGGCCAGGAGGACCGAGGACGGCGGGGACAAGCCAGGCGCUGGUGCCGGGCGCUGACCGCACUGAGGACGAGCAGAUUUCAACCUAGGCCUAGGACGGUAGUAAGAUGGUGAUCUAAGACCUUGACUUGGUUGUUCAUACCUAUUCCAGUCACUGUAUGAAGGGCUACGGAAGUGUGGGAGGUGGGAGAGAGUGCCUCUCCACUACACUGCCUUUGGGACACUUGAACCAAGGGGCAGAUGUAGGGGAGGAUGGGUAUUGAUGAACUUGUUUUUUCCCCCCACUUUAUCACACUCUCUCAAUUUGGUCUCUUCCAUUGUUUACUAUAUCUUUUAACUUAAAAAAAAUACAAAAAUGUGUGCUGUUUCCUGUGUUAGUAGGUUUUGCUA